UUCUUGCAGUACAGUACAAAUGCACCUUCACCAACAGCUUUAUACAGAUGUUCAUUGUACAUAAAAUACUUGGAUCACCACGGUUCGCCACGACGGAACAGCACCAUCUCCACUUCCUGUCCAGAAUGAAUCACUCCAGGACCACGUGGUCUCAGGCACACCAACGCUUCAGUGGCUGCUUGAAUCAGCGAGCGUGACACUUCACAUCCCGCCGUGGCAGAGCAACAGUCAGUAGUCUACCAACAGCUGACAACAAACUGUUUGAUUGCCAUUCUAGAAGUUGGUGUGUGUCCACUUGUCGCAGUCACGAUGAAGCAGGAAUAUAACCCCGUGGACGAGACCCAAAAAGACCCAACGGAGCAGACCCCCUUAGUGGACAGAAAGGAUGCCAGUGGAAAACGUGGCUAUGUCCCCGUGGAAGUCAUCUCAUUCCUAUAUUUCUUUACGACUUUCUUCGCUUACCCCCACACACAGUUCUACGUCUUUGACAAAAUGUCCGCCAAAUACGGCGGCGUUAACAGCACUGACCCUCUUCCGUGUGAGGACAAUAACCGCAACUCAUCCGCGUUCGAAGUUGAGCUCAAGGUACAAGCAGAGACCUCGACGGUGAUGAUGGGUCUGCUGUUCGCCAGCACCUUCAGUGGCGUCCUGCCUACUAUCUUCAUCGGGGCCCUGACCGACCGACAUGGAAGGAAGAUUGCGUGCAUUCUCGCCAUAGCAGGAACAACCGCUAAACAAUUGGUCUAUGUUGCCAUUUUCAACCUGGAUGCCAAUGUCAACUACCUGUACAUUGGCAACGUCCUAGAAGGCUUGUGCGGCUUCUACGGCGCCAUGCUGGUGGCAUUAUUCGGGACAGUUGCUGAUAUAACAGAGCCUGGCAAGCAGCGAGCAUUCAGGAUCACUACUACAGAAGCCAGUCUAUUUCUAUCAGCAGCUGUAUCGAUAGGUGUCAGUGGGGUGUGGAUACAAAUCAGCGGCUACCUCCAACCUCUUUACUCCAUGAUCGCCGUCAGCGUCAUCAACAUGGCGAUUGUUCUCUUCAUCUUUCCCGAAACAAGGAAGAAAUCAGGAGCACCAUUUUCAUUGAUAGAUCCCCUCCGAGGACUGAAGAAAAGUUUAAUGUUUUAUGUCAUUGAUACUCCCGAUAGACGGCGCUGGAAGUUGCAAAUAUCUCUUGUGGUGUUUUUCUUCACGUUUUCUGUAAGUAUAGCCCAGAAUACUAUUCUGACGCUAUUUCUUCUCAAGUCACCCUUUUGUUGGACAAUGAUACACAUUACCAUAUAUGCCGCUAUCACGAUGAUCGUUGAUUGGCUGUGUAUCCUCUUGCUAACGCGCUGUCUUGGCCACGUCCUCUCCGACGUCAACCUGGCAGUGAUGGGCACCACGUCAACCUUCCUAAGUCUACUGAUCGUCGGCCUGGCCGUAGAUGACGCAAUGAUAUAUGCUGGUGCCACUUUGGGUGUAUUCAUGGAGUUGGUGACGCCGAUGAUGAGAUCUGUGAUGUCCAGACUAGUGUCAAGCGAUGAGCAGGGCGCACUGUUCGGCAGCAUCAGUGUUGUCGAGAUGUUCUCAGGAGCGGUGCUUGGCUUGGCGGCCACAGCUGGCUACACAAGCUCUGUCGGCUUCUUCCCCGGACUUGUGUUCGUCGUGUUGGCGCUUCUCAUGGCAAUGUUGACUUGUGCUCUCAUAUUUUUGAGCUGGAACCUUCACAAGACGAAGGGGAAGUCCACAAAUAUAAAACUUGACAACUGAGACGAAACUGCAUAAGGCGCUACCGGGAGACGGAGAUUUUGCACAGUAUAUCAGUGCUGAUGAUAUAUAUGUCCAUCAAAGUAUGAUGUAUAUGCAAAUGCAUGCCUAUCUGUGGUUACGGGUGUAUCGGAAUUCAAACAAUUGUAAAAUUGUGUUUUAAGAAGGACAUACAGGAGGGACAAA
Haliotis rufescens (red abalone) is the source of this 1935-nucleotide messenger RNA. RefSeq names its product proton-coupled folate transporter-like. NCBI's taxonomy places the organism in Eukaryota, Metazoa, Mollusca, Gastropoda, Lepetellida, Haliotidae. Gene Ontology annotation, cellular component: membrane. Gene Ontology annotation, molecular function: transmembrane transporter activity. Gene Ontology annotation, biological process: transmembrane transport. The coding region runs from base 310 to 1752 and encodes 480 amino acids. The record is from RefSeq and is a predicted model, not a curated record. The transcript is spliced from 6 exons.